Bufo gargarizans (Asiatic toad) is the source of this 2296-nucleotide messenger RNA. RefSeq names its product LIM homeobox transcription factor 1 beta (gene LMX1B). The coding region runs from base 414 to 1616 and encodes 400 amino acids. The record is from RefSeq and is a predicted model, not a curated record. The transcript has 8 exons. Gene Ontology annotation, molecular function: DNA-binding transcription factor activity, RNA polymerase II-specific; RNA polymerase II transcription regulatory region sequence-specific DNA binding. NCBI's taxonomy places the organism in Eukaryota, Metazoa, Chordata, Amphibia, Anura, Bufonidae. Gene Ontology annotation, biological process: neuron differentiation; regulation of transcription by RNA polymerase II. Gene Ontology annotation, cellular component: nucleus.
CCGGCUGUAUGCCGCUCUGCAGGACCGUGCAUGGCACACAGGCUCAGGCUGUCUCUCCCUGGACAUACUCCACAGGCUCUUCCCUGGGAUCUGUCACCCCCUCCCCUUCCACCCUGGCUUUUAGAGAGCACCUCUGCCACCUUUCACCCUGCACCCUUGGACCCCCCCUCCACCCCCAACUCCCUCCUCCACACACAGGCAGGUGAUCCCAUCUGCCCCCCUCUUUGUGUUGUGUAUGCAGCUCCUGAGGAUCCUUCUUCAGUCAUGAUCAUCUGAAGACCCCUCCAUCCAUCCAUCCAUCCAUGCAGGAUCUGGGCUGAGGACAGCGUCUCCUUCUGUCUGAACUGACUGUGGACUUCUCUCCCUAGUGUUACUCUUGUUUUGCUGCUUCUACUGUCACCCUCAUCAUCCUCAUGGAUAUAGCAACAGGUCCUGAGUCCUUGGAGAGGUGCUUUAACAGGGGGCAGAGUGACUGUGCCAAGAUGCUGGACAAUAUUAAAAUGGAAGAUCACCCACUCAGGGCUGGCACUGCCACAUUGGGAGUUUUGCUGGGCUCAGAGUGCCAGCACCAGGCAGUGUGUGAGGGCUGCCAGAGACCCAUCUCAGACCGCUUUCUGAUGAGAGUGAAUGAGUCCUCCUGGCAUGAGGAGUGCCUGCAGUGUACAGUGUGCCAGCAGCCUCUCACCACCAGCUGCUACUUCCGGGACAGAAAGCUCUUCUGCAAGCAAGACUACCAACAGCUUUUUGCAGCAAAAUGCAGCGGCUGCAUGGAGAAGAUUGCUCCGACAGAAUUUGUCAUGCGUGCCCUGGAGUGUGUGUAUCACCUGAGCUGCUUCUGCUGCUGUGUGUGUGAACGACAGCUGAGGAAGGGAGAUGAGUUUGUACUGAAGGAGGGACAGCUUUUAUGUAAAAGUGACUAUGAAAAGGAAAAGGACCUUCUAAGUUCUGGGAGUCCAGAUGAGUCAGAUUCUGUGAAGAGUGAUGAUGAAGAUGGUGACGUAAAGCCAGCAAAAUGUCAUGGAAGUCAGGGAAAAGGCAGUGAUGAUGGUAAAGACCCAAGGAGGCCUAAGCGACCACGGACAAUCCUCACAACGCAGCAGAGAAGGGCAUUUAAAGCAUCAUUUGAGGUGUCUUCAAAGCCUUGUCGAAAGGUGAGGGAAACGUUAGCAGCAGAAACAGGACUUAGUGUGAGAGUGGUCCAGGUGUGGUUUCAGAACCAAAGAGCAAAGAUGAAGAAAUUAGCACGAAGACACCAACAGCAGCAAGAGCAACAAAAUUCUCAAAGACUUGGUCAAGAGGUCAUGUCCAGCCGCAUGGAAGGGAUGAUGACCUCAUACGCCCCACUGGCCCCCCCACAGCAACAGAUCGUCACGAUGGAUCAGAACAGCUACAGCACAGACCCCUUCCAGCAAGGACUCACCCCUCCUCAAAUGCCAGGUGACCACAUGAAUCCUUAUGGUAAUGACACCAUAUUUCACGAUAUCGACAGUGAUACCUCGUUAACAAGUCUCAGUGACUGCUUCCUGGCUUCCUCAGAAGUCAAUUCAAUGCAAGCCAGAGUGGGAAACCCUAUUGACCGACUGUAUUCCAUGCAGAGUUCCUACUUUGCAUCAUGAGGGCUUCCGACACUUUGUUCCCUACAAAAACAAUAAAAAACGGACCCUUAGAGACUAUCGACAGCCAUAUCUGUGCAGUUCUCCUCCCCGAACCCCUCUGAGCUGAGCUGUGAGCAAAAGUUCAGAACAUACCAAGCGAUUGGAUGACCUCAAGGCCCGGAAAACUUUGGAAAAAAAGCAUGAGCAGCGACCUCAAUUUUUUUUCCAUUUAAGAUGAACGAUAAUUGUAAAAAAUAAAAUGGAAGAAUACAGUAUUUGUAUAGAAUUGUGUACAAAAUAGAUUUUUUUUUUCCCCUCUAGAGUAUCGGAAAACCGAAGCCACUGAUAAAAGGUUUCCCUUGUCUUCUCUGAAACUGCAUGAGUGUCACCGUGAUGUGGAAUUAUCAAAUUUGAACUGUGACAAGUUAUUGUAAAUGUGACGUUUUAAACUAUUUUAUUAUUAUUUUUUCUUUCUAAAUUUUGAUUUGAUUUUCUCCAUAGACAAGAAGGGUAGUUUUUAGCCAUUAUAUCAUACGAGCUGGACGAUGAUUUCUCAGAGUCAUUGCCGUCAGGGGAAGGACUGCAUGUUUUUCUGGAGAGAAAUCCCAUUUUUUAUUUUUUUUUAUUUUAAAUUAAUGGUCUUAUGUUCCUUUAAGGUGCUUUAAAGAUGAAAAAAGGAUAAAAAAAAAUGAAAAGAAAAA